Anopheles darlingi is the source of this 970-nucleotide messenger RNA. RefSeq names its product protein quiver (gene rtv). Gene Ontology annotation, biological process: positive regulation of voltage-gated potassium channel activity; regulation of synaptic transmission, cholinergic; sleep. Bases 88 to 567 code for a protein of 159 amino acids. Lineage: Eukaryota; Metazoa; Arthropoda; Insecta; Diptera; Culicidae. The record is from RefSeq and is a predicted model, not a curated record. The transcript is spliced from 3 exons.
CUCAUAGUUAAACCCAACAGUAUUUUUCUUGUGUCUAGAGCAGUGUUUUCUAUAAGUUUCACUCCUUCCUAGUUGGAGGGUUGUAAAAUGUCGAUCCGAUCGCUCAACGGCAUGUGGAUCCAUGUGUUGACAACAGUGCUACUUGCGAGUCAUAUUACAGUAACAAAUGCGCUACUAAAACGGUGCUACCAGUGUCGCUCCAGGAGUGAGUUGGGUAGCUGCAAAGAUCCGUUCCUGUUCAAUGCGACGGAGGUAGAGAACGAACGUGGGCUAACAGCAGUACCGUGUGCGUCCGGAUGGUGUGGCAAGGUGAUCGAAGGAAUGGGUUCUUUCCGGGAGGACGAUUACGACAUGGCCACCCAGCGAAUGUGUGUACAGCGUGGACCCUCGGACUCGGAGGACCGGUGUGCCUACACUGUAUACAACCACAAAAAGGUCUACAUGUGCUUCUGCCAAGGAGAUUUGUGCAAUAACGCAAACAGUCUACUUCGAGAUGGCAGACGUGUUUUGACUUCCAUUGCAGGAGGUUCACUAACGCUGUUGUUCAUAGUUUAUGCAGUCGCUUAAGUACUCGAUGGUAGCGGGAGUCCUAGGCAGUGCUAAUCCAUACUACUCUUGGCGAAAGCUUCCUUCAACUGCGAUAUUCCAAUGGAGCACGAAUUGCUCACCAUACUUGACAUAUCAUAUCUUGCAUAUCUUACAUACUUGACAAACUCCGCUGGUAUUUACAGAGCUGUCAGCUGAUUCCGUCCAACAAUUUUUUUAAAUCGUUACGCUCGCAAUCAUUCCUAUUUUUGGUCUAGAUACUAUUCGACGAAGAUUAUAUUUAUUAACUUAGUUGAAAGAAAGAAGGUUCGCCUCGAACGGACCAUUGGCUUACGUAAAUAAAAUUCCGAAUUUUCUAUCAAUACACAAAUGAUACAACCUGUUCUUGCUAAUCUUCCAUUCUGUUCUGUUUCAUCUGUUCUCG